This is a messenger RNA of Hirsutella rhossiliensis, 1287 nucleotides long. RefSeq names its product retrotransposon nucleocapsid protein. Lineage: Eukaryota; Fungi; Ascomycota; Sordariomycetes; Hypocreales; Ophiocordycipitaceae. Bases 1 to 1287 code for a protein of 428 amino acids. The transcript is spliced from 7 exons. The record is from RefSeq and is a predicted model, not a curated record.
AUGUCACGCGAAGAGUUGUUGGUCUUGCGAAAGACCCUGAAAGACCUUUUGGAUAGAGGGUUCAUCCGAGCGAGUAGCUCGGCGGCCGCAGCGCCGGUGCUGUUCCGCGACCGAUACCCGCUGCCACUCAUCGCCGAGACGUUGCAGAACUUGGCCAAGGCCAAAUGGUUUACCAAGUUAGACGUCGUAGCCGCCUUCCACAAGAUCCGCAUGGCCCCCGGGCACGAAUGGAAGACGGCAUUCCGCACGAGCGUGUUGCGCGAGUGGCUGGACGAUUUCGUCACGGCGUACCUAGACGAUGUGUUGAUCUAUUCGAGUGGUUCAAAGGCUGAUCAUGAGGCCAAGGUGCGAAAGGUUCUCCAAGCACUCGCCGACGCCGGCCUACAUCUAGACCCAGCGAAGGAAGGGAAUCGCGUGCGACCCCGAGAAGCAGCGCGCCAUCCGCGAAUGGGAAGCCCUACCACGGAAGGCCCAGAUGGACGUCGACACUCAUGCGCCUUCUUCUCGAAGCGACUUUCGCCAGCGGAGUACAACUAUCCCAUUCACGACAAGGAGAUGCUUGCCAUCAUGAGAUGUCUCGACAACUGGAACGCCGAACUUAGGAGCUGCGGCCCAUUUACAAUCCUUACCGAUCACCGCAACCUGGAGUAUUUCAUGACACGCCAGAAGCUCACGGAACGGCAGAGCCGUUGGGCAGCCGAAUUGUCCCAGUUCGACUUCAAGCUCGAGUAUCGACCGGGAAGCGAGGCUGUCGUGCCUGAUGCGUUGUCCCGCCGUGAACAAGACAAGCCACAGGGCAUUGACGACGAGCGGGAACAAGGAAGAAUGAUACAGUUGAUACCGGAUAGUGCCAUUCCAUCAUCGACAAGAGCAUGUAUCAACGCGAUGAGUUCUGACUGUUCAGAGGCAUCCACCCUGCCGAAGAUGAAGGUCUUCGAGGUAGCGGACCUGCAGCAACUCUGGGACGAAACGGUGGCGAAGGACUCGAUAUUCCGGGCAGCCUAUAAGGCAGUCCGCGAUCGCGAGCGUGCCUUCCCGCCCUCGCUGGGCCUGAAGAUCCAGAUUUCAGAAUGUGCGAUCGACGUAGGCAAAAGGCUGACAUUCAGAGACCGUAUUUGGUCGCAUGACUCUGUUGCGACCGGUCAUCCCGGCAGGGAAGGUACGCUGGCUAUUGUGGCUCGGCGAUUCUACUGGCCUGGGCAGUCCCAGCUGGUUCGCCGUGCCAUUACCGAUUUCAUGGAAUGCCACGGUCCAUCGUCAGCGACCGCGGAGCAACUGGCUAAGUAG